Messenger RNA from Laccaria bicolor S238N-H82, 309 nucleotides. RefSeq lists its product as uncharacterized. Bases 1 to 309 code for a protein of 102 amino acids. The record is from RefSeq and is a predicted model, not a curated record. NCBI's taxonomy places the organism in Eukaryota, Fungi, Basidiomycota, Agaricomycetes, Agaricales, Hydnangiaceae. The transcript is spliced from 2 exons.
AUGACUGACAAAGAGUGGAUGGGGUCAAGCACUGCCAACAACACGCUCGGACACGUUGACUGCCCACAUCCCCCACACCAGCCAUGCAUGGGUCAACGCCAACUAGCUGCGACAUCAACACCACCCGACCAACUCCGGCAUCAUGUACGAUGUUCCCUCGCCUGCCACGUGGAGCUCUCUUGCUUGGUAAGUUAUCACCACUAUGGGGGUUGCUGCCCUCGCCAUUUGUUUGUCCAAACCCUGCCAAACUGGAAAUUGGCUGGACCUGACAGGUUUGUGCCAGCUAGGCUGGCGGCAGAACCCUAUUAG